Hibiscus syriacus is the source of this 1325-nucleotide messenger RNA. RefSeq names its product mitogen-activated protein kinase kinase kinase 18-like. NCBI's taxonomy places the organism in Eukaryota, Viridiplantae, Streptophyta, Magnoliopsida, Malvales, Malvaceae. The record is from RefSeq and is a predicted model, not a curated record. Gene Ontology annotation, molecular function: ATP binding; protein kinase activity. The transcript has a single exon. Bases 74 to 1183 code for a protein of 369 amino acids. Gene Ontology annotation, biological process: protein phosphorylation.
UUUUGCCUCAAAACGAACGAAGAAGCACUCUGUUUAUCCUAAAACCCAAAGCUGAAGAAAUCUCGAGUUUCCAAUGGAGUGGGUUCGAGGGGAGACGAUUGGGUGUGGAAGUUUUGGCGCUGUCAAUUUGGUGCUACCCAAAAAUGCCUUCUCGAAAUCUCCUCUAAUGGCUGUCAAGUCUUGCCAACUCAUCGACUCUGUUUCGCUGAAGAACGAGAAGGAAGUGCUCGAUCGAAUCGGUUCUUGCCCCCAAAUCAUCCGUUGUUUAGGUGGCAAUCACACAGUCGAAAAGGGUGGGAGGUUGUAUAAUUUGUUCUUGGAGUACGCGGAUAAAGGAAGCUUGGCCGAUCAGCUGAAGAAAAGCGGCGGGAGAUUGAUGGAAUCCGAUGUUAGAAGAUACGCAAGAUCGAUACUUAAAGGGCUACGCUUUGUUCAUUCGAAAGGGUUCGUUCACUGUGAUAUUAAGCUUCAAAAUAUCCUGUUGUUUGGUAACGGUGAUGUGAAGAUAGCUGAUUUUGGAUUGGCGAAGCGAAAUGGGGAAGAAGAAGAAGAAGAAGAAGAGGGAGAAAAGAGGAGGAUGGAAAUCAGGGGAACUCCUCUGAAUAUCGCACCCGAGUCAGUCAAUGAAAACGUGUAUGAUUCAGCGGUGGAUAUUUGGGCACUUGGAUGUGCCAUUGUUGAGAUGUUUACUGGGAAGCCAGCUUGGAAUUUCAAACCAGGGACGAACAUGGCGGCUUUGUUGAUUAAGAUUGGGGUUUCCGAUGAAUUGCCAGGAAUUCCUCGAGAGUUAUCUGAACAAGGAAAAGAUUUUCUCGGAAAAUGCUUUGUUAAGGAUCCGAAGAAGCGAUGGACGGCAGAGAUGCUCCUAGAUCAUCCAUUCAUGGCUUGUGAUGAUCAGAUCGUUUCAAAUUCAAUGAAUCGAUGCGAAGAAGAAGAAGAAGAAUCAACAUCCCCGAGAUGUUCAUUUGAAGAAUUCUCAGCUUCACCAAAAUCUCCUUUUGAAUUCCCAGAUUGGGUUUCCUCUCAAUCAUCUUCUUCUUCUCAAUCAUCAUCUUCUUCUCAAUCAAGCUCUGUUCCUUCAUUUUCGAGUUACAUUUCAUCACCUUUGGAUCGGAUUCGUGAACUGGCUUGUGAUGAAGCAGCCAAUUGGUCAGUUUCAGAGAGAUGGAUCACGCUGAGGUAGAAGAGAGAAGAGAGGAAGUUAUAGUUUCAUGGCCUUCGAUCUGAUGGCUUUGAUCCAAUUGAUUUUUCAUUGCAAUUGGAGAUGAUUUUUUCAAUGUAAAUUAUUAGUAAAAACAUAGAUGAGCCGACUUUUUCCCGAUUAA